This is a messenger RNA of Pelobates cultripes (western spadefoot toad), 258 nucleotides long. The record is from the annotation of a GenBank genome assembly. NCBI's taxonomy places the organism in Eukaryota, Metazoa, Chordata, Amphibia, Anura, Pelobatidae.
CAACGCAUAGCUCAGCUUCAAGGAAAGCUGAAUGACAUACACCUGCACACCACAGCUACCAUAUCAUAUAGGUUGAAACUCAAAACAUACACCCAGGGAAACAAGGCAGGGAAAGCAAUGGCAGCACUUCUGCGACAGAAACGGCAAAAUGCAAAAAUCCCAUUUAUAUUGAACGCUAUAGGCAAUAAAAUGUAUAGCCCACAUGAUAUAAACAAUGCGCUGGCAGACUACUAUGACACUCCCGAAGGAAAUAGAUGA